Molecule: messenger RNA, 372 nt
Organism: Parnassius apollo (apollo)
Lineage: Eukaryota; Metazoa; Arthropoda; Insecta; Lepidoptera; Papilionidae
Source: the annotation of a GenBank genome assembly
AUGGCGAAGUUUAUAAAGUCUUUCUUUCAAACCGCACCCGAUAAGAGAAAGAAUUCGCAAUGUGGAACGGAGAACGAUGGUGACGUAAGCGUCCUAACACCGCAUUUAAGAAGAAAGCUUUCUAUAUCUAGAUCGGGGCGGAUGAAACAAACCAAUAAAAAGAGACACUCCAUCUCUCUUGAGAUAUAUGGCGCGAAUCUCCAAUGUGCUGAAAAACCGAAGACAGUGGAAUACCACGUCAAUACUCCAGUAAAUCAAACCAUUAAAACGCCAGAUCUCAACAACGAAAAUAAAAUACAAAGAAGACACAGUACUGACGUGAGGACACCGGAGGAAGAAAUAGAUAUUGCUUUCAAUAUCAUAGAUAAGUAG